AUGGGACGAUUGGGAGAAGAGACUUACCAGCGCAACAUACGCCGCCAGGUGGAACCCCACCACAACGGCCAGAUAGUGGCCAUUGACGUAGACGCGCAGAAGUGGGCGCUCGGAGCGGACGAAGACGAAGCCGUUGCCGAGCUCCACAAAGUGCAUCCCCAGGCCUUCAACAUCCUGUGCCGAAGGGCCGGAUACCGGGCAGUCUACACCCUGGGAGGGGGCACUCUGAGGAGCGAAGAUUGA
Molecule: messenger RNA, 243 nt
Organism: Geodia barretti
Lineage: Eukaryota; Metazoa; Porifera; Demospongiae; Tetractinellida; Geodiidae
Source: the annotation of a GenBank genome assembly